Neoarius graeffei (lesser salmon catfish) is the source of this 2518-nucleotide messenger RNA. RefSeq names its product guanylate cyclase 1, soluble, alpha 2 (gene gucy1a2). The record is from RefSeq and is a predicted model, not a curated record. Bases 1 to 2268 code for a protein of 755 amino acids. Gene Ontology annotation, molecular function: guanylate cyclase activity; heme binding. The transcript has 9 exons. Gene Ontology annotation, biological process: response to oxygen levels; cGMP biosynthetic process. Lineage: Eukaryota; Metazoa; Chordata; Actinopteri; Siluriformes; Ariidae. Gene Ontology annotation, cellular component: guanylate cyclase complex, soluble.
AUGUCCUCGCGCAAGAUCUCAUCGGAGUCGUUCAGCUCGGUGGGUUCCGACUGCCUCGAGAGCCCCGACGACGCCGAGUGCCCGUUCUCGCGCGCCUUCUGGAACGGCCGGAGCCCCGCAGAGACCCGCGCGUGCCCGUUCGACGAGCAGGCUGCGACGGGCGCGAGGCGGGCCGCCAGGAGGAAGCGCGUGAACCUGGACUCGCUCGGGGAGAGCUUGAGACGCCUCACCUCACCCACGACACAGACGAUCCAGCAGGCUCUGCAGAGAACUGUGGACUUCUAUAGACAGAGAAAUAACAGGUAUCUGCUCUCUCUCUCAUCCUCUCUCAGACACACACACACACACACACACAAAUGUGCAUUAGAAAAAUGUCUGUUUGUAAACUCCCAGUGUGACAACCAAACUGACAUCUCAGGAAUUCUGCAGUACACGGCGGCAAUAGUGGGUGUUGGGUUCCCUACGCUCCGAGAGCGUUUCGGUGAAGAGUUCUUCGGACUUUGUUUAGAGGAGAACGAGCGGGUUCUCCGCGCUCUGGGUGGGAACUUGCAAGACUUCUUUAACGGUUUUGAUGCUCUGCUGGAGCACGCGAGGACUUCAUAUGGCCGCAGAGCGUCUUCGGAGUCAGCGUCGUUUCUGUGCAAGGACGCAGAGGAAAACAGACGCGAUGAGGGAGGUGGAAGAACCCAACUUCUGCACUGCUUUAACCCGGACCCUACGGUGGGUGUGGCCAUGCCGGGGUUGAUCCGAGCUGCUGCUCGCCGCAUAUACCAAGCAGAAGUUGAGGUGGAGGAGGCUCCGCCCACACGUCUCCGUGCAAUCAACGAGGAUGGAGAAAUCUCUGAUCACUCUACCCCAUCGUCGUCUCCAUCUCCACCCACUUUCUCAUCCCCCGGCUGUUUGUCGUUCCUCAUUCGAGAAGUUCGGAUUGCGUCGUCUUCGCCAUCACCGUCAUCGUCGUCAUCAUCCUCACGUCAGCUAUCACGCUCGCCAGUGGACCUUCGCAUUGGACUGAGCACAUUCUGCAGAGCGUUUCCAUUUCACCUUAUCAUCGGCCCUAAUAUGGACGUUCUGCAGGUAGGGGUGGGACUAAAGAAUGUUGGGGAGGGGCUUAGGAAGCCACACAGGACGCUGAGCUUCAGUGACAGCUUCCAGCUCGUCUCUCCCAGAAUUCCUUGCUCUUUCCAGAACAUUUUGCUGCGGCUGUCUACGCCGUUCACUAUUCGGACCCGGCCCGACCCGUCUGCUCUGGAAAGCAGGGAGAAGGUCAUGGAAUUGAAGGGUCAGAUGAUCCAUCUUCCUGAGUCGAACUCCAUCAUGUUCCUGGGCUCGCCCCGUGUCGAUAGGCUGGAGGAGCUGAUGGGGCGUGGCUUACAUCUUUCGGACAUCCCUAUCCAUGAUGCCACCCGUGAUGUCAUACUGGUGGGCGAGCAGGCGAAGGCUCAAGAUGGUUUGAAGAAGCGCAUGGACAAGCUGAAGGCCACACUGGAGCGUACGCACCGCGCACUGGAGGAGGAGAAGCGGCGCACUGUCGAGCUGCUCUACUCCAUCUUCCCUGGCCACGUGGCACAAAGACUCUGGCAGGGACUUCCUGUCCAGGCCAAAAAGUUUGAUGAUGUCACCAUGUUGUUCUCUGACAUUGUGGGAUUCACGGCCGUGUGCGAGCACUGCACGCCCAUGCAGGUCAUCAGCAUGCUUAACGAGCUGUACACACGCUUCGACUACCAGUGCGGUGUGCUUGAUGUCUACAAGAUCGAAACGAUCGGUGAUGCGUACUGCGUGGCUGCAGGGCUCCACAGGAAAUGUGUGUGUCACGCCAGGCCGAUCGCAUUAAUGGCUCUGAAGAUGAUUGAGCUCUCAGAGGAGGUGCUCACGCCCGAUGGCAAGCCCAUCAAGCUGCGUAUAGGGAUCCACUCGGGUUCCGUGUUAGCUGGUGUGGUUGGAGUGAAGAUGCCACGGUACUGUUUGUUCGGGAACAACGUCACACUCGCGAGCAAGUUUGAGUCCGGGAGCCAGCCACGGCGCAUUAACGUUUCCCCAACAACAUACCAACUCCUCCAUGACGAUCGCUCCUUCUCUUUCAUCCCUCGCUCCCGUCAGGAGCUUCCUGAAAACUUUCCUAAAGAGAUUCCAGGAAUCUGCUACUUCCUGGAGGCAGGGAAACCCGGUCAAGGAAGCCACAUGUCCUUGACCAACACUCGCUCUGCUCCCAUCCGAAAAGCAUCCUAUAACAUCGGGACCAUGUUUCUACGUGAGACCAGCCUUUGAGGAAAGCCCUGCCGACCUACUAUGCCACUACUAAAACCAUGCCUACAAGGACAGAGGUCGCCUGUGGCAACCAGUGGCUCAGCGUGUCGGAACACAUCACUCCGAAUCCCACCCCCUCACCUCCCGCACUGAGCUGAUGAGGAGAAUUGCAGGAAAGAGAAAUGAAUAUUCAUGAAUAUUCAAAUUUGACUAUAAAAGAAAUAUGACAUUUGAAUAUAUAUAUAUUUGGAGAAAUAUACAUAUAUAUUUG